AUUGACCACUGAAUCUAGAGUUUCUGAUUUUCGAAAGUCUGUGCCUACACCCGAUAUUUUUUGCUAUUCUAUAUUAUACGAGUAGAUUACAUUAACAUCUGUCACCUAAUUCCAAAAUCACUGGAAUUAAUAGAACUAUGAUCUCAAGUAAUGCCCUAUAAUCAAUUACUUCGAGUGAAUUUGAAAAGGUGACAGACAGAUAUCGAUAAAAGUAUGGGAAAUCACUUUUCUCAUUCAAACAAUAAAAGACGUUAUAAAAUAGAAACAGAAAUAGAUUUAGAUGAAGAUAACCCUUGUACUAUAGAGGAUUUGAAAAAAAACGGAAAAACCAGUGGCGAAUUUCUAAGCUGGGGGAAUGGAGAAAGAGGUGCACUUGGUUUUGGAAAUUUAAAAGAUAGCUUUUAUCCCAGAGUAGUCAAGGGAAUUACCAUUAAAAGGGUAAAAUACAUUCAUGCUGCAAAGUACCAUUCUGUAUUUACUACUUUCGAUGGCCGAGUGUUUAGUCACGGAUGGAACAACUAUGGCCAAUGUGGAAUUGGAAAAAGUGGAAUGAUAGUUUCAACGCCUACUGAGAUUGUAGCCUUAAAAGGAAAAGGGGUUAUAUAUGUGGCUAGCGGCGUAUUUCACUCUCACUUCUAUACUGUAAAUCACGUAUUGUAUAGCAGUGGAAAUAAUGCCUUUGGACAAAUUGGAAACAAUACUUUAAAGAUCUGCUAUCGUACUCCGAAAAAAACAAUAUUGCCAUUUUCUACUAAAGUGGAAAGAAUUAAGCUGCUAGAAUGUGGGUAUUUUCAUAGUAUCUUAGUAACUACUAACCAAAAUGUAUAUGCAUGGGGAAGAAAUAGUCACUCGCAAUUGGGUCUUGCAAAAAAAGAUUAUGUAUAUGCACCGCGCCUGGUAAAAGAACUUUCACAGUUGAAUAUCGUUCAAUUGGCCUGUGGAUCCGAUCACACGGUGUUUUUGAAUUCACUGGGCGAAGUGUAUCAAAUCGGUUCUAACGUGGAAAGACAAUUUGGAUCAUUUUGUUCAAACAAUUACUCUAAGGUGCCCAUUCAAAUUAGAAUACAGAACCAGAUGAUCGUUCGUAUAGUCUCUAGCAAUAAUUAUACAUGUGCGCUAUCACAGCAAGGAAGACUUUGGUAUUGGGGCACACCAUAUUUAUCAAGUGGAGGUACCUCCUAUGACAAUAACGAAUUGCCAGAAUCGCCUAAAAUUAUAUGGAAGAGUAAUUAUGAGGAGAAUAAUCACGAGGAAGUCCGUAUGAUUAAAUGUGGAGCAUAUCAUAUGCAUUUAUUGACGCGGAACGGUAAAUUAUAUACGCUAGAAUUUUAUAAACAAGGUGCACCUAACCCAUAUAAUCUUAAUGCAAGUUUAUUUGAAUCAAUUCCACAUAAUACGACAAGGGGGCAAAUAGAUCAAACAGAAAAGAAAAGUACAUGGUUUUCAAUUAACGUCGGUAAGAUGGUUCAAGCUAUAACAGCAGGAAGUUUUCACUCUCAUAUUUUGCUUUAUUGCAUAGAAUUUCAUAUCAACUUUGCAAAGCUGUAUUUUAAUCCAGAAGAUUAUUACGCAGACUAUUACAUUGAGACCGAUUCUAAAAUACGCUACCCUGUGCAUCGCUUUUUUUUCAAGGUAAGGUGUCCAUCACUGCUCAGCGAAGACAAACAAAAUAUAAUCAGAAAUGCAAAUCCGAGACUCAUCUCCAUCUUAUUUAUGAAUAUAUAUGGCGGAGACUAUAUAUUAGAUGACUGUAGCUCAGAAGAGCUAAAAGAAUUCCAAAAUUUGUUAUCAAGCAUAUCAUUGUCUAAUUCAGAGUUUCAAAUUUCGCUGGCAAUCCAGAAAAAUUUGCGAAAAAACGAUAUAAUGUAUACAACAAUAGACAAGAACAUGCUUGAUUAUUACUACAAUCAGUUCUCAGCUCAAUUGAAGCAGAUGUACGAAGAAAAAUAUGAAACAGACUUUUACUUGGUUUCGCAGGAUGGAGUCCGGUUGCCGGUCCAUCGCGCAAUUAUGGCUGCCAGAUGUCCUUUUUACGAUUCGUUAUUUAAGUCAGGCAUGAUAGAGAGUAUUACAGGAGAACAUCAUAUAGACGCAAGUGGUUUAGUCGUCGAUCAUUUUGCAAAAUUUUGCUAUUAUGAAUUUUUAGAUUUUACGCCGGAGUCAGCCAAGUGGUUAUUGGAAAAUCACGAAAUGAUGUUUGUAGAUUCUCAUCAAAAAAAAUUACACAAUCAGUGUUUACAAGUACUUGAAAAUUCGAACAAGCAAAACCGAAGCGUAUUUAGGGACUGUAUAAGGAAUGCAGACAUAGGCGUAGAAGACUUGCAAACUCAACAAAGCAAUAUAAGGCAGCAGUUAAUUAUAUCGUAAAAAAUUACAUUUGUUAUAGACAGACGGUAAAUUGGUUAAUUUUUUGUAAAGCAUAGAGAUAUGUGAAAAUAUGCUCUAAAAUAUCGGUCGCAAAGAUUAUUUUGAUUAGAUUUAUUUCCUUCGAUGGUCAUUCUCAAUGGUUUUAAAACAGAUUUCAGAUGAAAAAUCAAAUUGACCGCACUCAACCAUGCAUAGAAAUAAUACUUUUUAGUCAGCCAAAUAUUGCUUUGAAAUUAAGGGAAGUAUAAAAUUCGCUUCUUCUGUAAAAUUGUAUAGAUUCAGAACUAAAAUAAAAAAUUUUUAAAGUCAAUUGACUUAAGA
This is a messenger RNA of Schistocerca gregaria, 2688 nucleotides long. RefSeq lists its product as uncharacterized. The coding region runs from base 214 to 2367 and encodes 717 amino acids. The transcript is spliced from 3 exons. Gene Ontology annotation, molecular function: protein binding. The record is from RefSeq and is a predicted model, not a curated record. NCBI's taxonomy places the organism in Eukaryota, Metazoa, Arthropoda, Insecta, Orthoptera, Acrididae.